CCAUGAAUCCCAGCUGUGUGUCUGUAAUCUGGGAAGUGACUGUGUUUUCUCUCCCACAUUGCAGACACUGAGAUUGCACCCUGUAUACUGUAGCAGUUAGUCAGUCAGUGAGACCAUGACAUGGAGCCCCCAGUGCCAUAACACAGCACAAUUAAAGCUUUAAACGGUGGGAUGUGACUAUAAUCCCCAUCAUCCCCCAGCCUGGCAGACUGAGGAGCUCAGUGGAGAGCACAGCGCUGAGUACACUGCAUGCAGAGAGCAAGAGCCAGCCCCAGCCUGUGUUGUCCUGUUUCCCUGGAUACUGCAGUUGAGGUAGUUGCUUGGCUAAAAUCUGGGAUACCUACCUUGUUCUACCCGCUGCACCGGUGGGUAUAUCGACAGCCGACAUCCAAAUGAAGAGUGGCGAAGAGAAACAGAGGAUGGUGGAGGAGGAGUUUAUUGAUGGUGAUGCAGCUGAGGUGGAACGUUUGAAAAAGACUUUGAAAGUACAACGGAAAAAGAGAAAGAAGCCGCUGGUAGAUCCUGCUAUAGAUGCACAAACAGUGGAGCCAGUGGAAGAAUUAUCCAGUGUUAUCCAACGACAACGCAGUCUACCUCCGCUGACAUCUCAGCCAUCAAAGUCUCUUUUUGCAGAGAGCUCCAUGAGAGAGAGGUUGAGAGAGAAAUUAAAGGCUGGACGGUCCAAGGCUGAAAGCAUACUACAGCAAGAAUCUCCAAGCAUCUCGCCACGAAGCUUAACUAGAUCUCGACGUACUGGUGCACUGACCAAGUUUGAGGAUGAAGAGGCAAAAGCCAUUCCUUUACAGCGAUUAAGAGAUGUUGAAGCACACCUGAAUUCAAGAGUAAAAUUUCGUGAUGCUGUUAAGACAAUACAGCAAAAAAAACAGGUUCAAGAUGGCUUUCCCACUGCUGAAGAAAGCUACAAUUUCUUUACUGGGAAUUUCGAUCCAGAGCCAGCGGAAGAAGAAGACCAAAGGAUUCCUAAAGCAAUCAACAAAGAUGACGUGGAAGGAGAAUCAUCUGAAAAAGCAGAACAAAAUGAAGAACAAGAGGAAGAGGAGGGAGAAGAUGGAAUGGGUGAAGAGGAAUCCUUGGUUCAUGCAGAUGACUUGUUUGUCAUUGAUCAGACACUGCGUGAUUUUAUAGAGUUAUCACCUGCACAGUACGAUGGCUAUCACAGCCAACUGGAGAAAGAAAAAGAUCACAUUUUUAUACCAAGUAUCCGACGAGUGCCAACCUCUGAAAAGGUGCCUGAAAACAUGCAGCCAAGAUACCUUGAAGACGAGGGUUUGUUUAUUGGUCAGAGACCGGAGGUAUCCCAAACCAAUCAGAAUAUAAUCGAAAACAGGAUCCUUCGACAAGAUGAGGGGAGGAAAUGGUUUGGUGAUGACGGUAAAAUCUUAGCCUUGCCCGAUCCUAUUAAACCAUCCUCGACAAGACCUCCAAUAUUCUUUCUACAUGAAGGAUUAGAUCCUGCCCUGGAAACUGUUUACGUUAAGGCAAUUCCCCCAAAGCAUGCCAGCCAAUACAUUGUGGAUUCAGAAGGUCUUCAAGGGGACUUCCAGCUGGACAUUGACAUUUCUGGAAUCGUAUUUACACAUCAUCCACUUUUCAGUCGAGAACACGUUCUAGCAUCAAAACUGGCACAAUUAUACCAUCAGUAUCUUGGAAGGAAACAGAGAAACCUUUCCAAUCUUUUGACAGACAAGCUACAUGCUCUGAGGAACGCAGUACAGAACAUUGCCACAGCUAACUCACUGCAUGGGACCAGCUCGGUUACUGAACAAAGUAUAUCGGAAUAUAAAAUGGAAAUCAGGCUAACGAGAAAAUAUCGAGAUGGAGAACAGGAGAAAGAUCGUACUCUUCUUAAAUCCAUUAUAAAAGCUUGGAAAGAGAUCAAAUCCCUUCGUGAAUUUCAAAGGUUUACCAACACCCCGGUGAAACUCUAUUUACGAAAGGAAGAAGUUAAGAGAAAAGUCGAUGAGGAAGAAUAUGAAGCAGAAAUUCAGGCUGAGAUACAUGAACUUAUGGAAGAAUAUACAGAGGAGUAUGAAAAGAGUAUGACUCAAUAUAAGAAUAACCUCCAGCAAUGGAAAGCAUGGAGAAGAGCACAGAAGAAAAAGAAGAAAAAAGAAAGCGAUGAACAGGAAGAUGAGGCAGAUCCUGCUUAUUUAGGAGAGGAGCCAGUGAAACCUUCACCACCUGUAAUGACGGACACGCAGGAAGUCGAACAGCUGGUUCGAGACAAAGCAGCUAACAUCAGGAGGAAACCUGGAGAGCCAAUCCUUAUACCUGAACUUAGCCUGUCUGGAACCAUCACUCCAAAUGAUAUGUGUCCAAGGGCGGAAGUGCAGAGACGUGAAGACGUUCAGAAGCACUCCAUGUUUGUAAAAAUUCUUUUCAACAAUAAAGAAGUUUCCAGGACUGUGACAAACCGGUUGGGAUCAGACUUCCGAGUCCAUCUUGGACAAAUAUUUAAUUUGCAGAUCUUUAAUUGGCCAGAGAGUAUUAAGCUACAGAUUUUUGAAAGUGGUGGGCUUAGCAGUACCACACUGCUAGCAGAAGUGUUUAUCCCUAUUCCUGAAACCACCGUGCUAACUGGAAAAGCCCCCGUGGAAGAAGUGGAAUUCAGCAGUAAUCAACGAGUAAUGUUCAAUCAUGAAGGUGUCGGCAGCGAUGUACCAUUUUCUUUUGAGUCCGAUGGUAGCAAUAAGAUGUCUUUAAUGACUUCAGGAAAAGUGUCUUACUGUGUUUCUUGGGCUGUUGGGGAAAAUGGAGUACCUUUGGUCCCUCCCAUAUCACAGCAAAUUAUCAACAAUCAAAGAGCGUUCAACAGAACGGAUGCAGUUGCAUCUAUAGGAGCAUCUGGUUUAGCGGAUAUGAAGAAAUUAGCCAAAUGGGCUGCAGAAUCCAAACUUGACCCAAAUGAUCCCAACAACGCAGCUCUCAUGCAGCUUAUAAUGAUUGCAAACACUGGAGAUGCCUAUGUUCCUGAAUUUUUUAGACUCGAGCAGCUACAAAAAGAGUUUAAUUUUGUGUCUGAUGAAGAAUUAAACAGAUCUAAAAGGUUUAGACUGUUACAACUGCGCAACCAGGAGGUACCAGAAUUUAAUAAUUAUAAGCUUGUGCCUAUAAAGGAACGGGAGAUCCCUGAAAAGAUGUUUUUGGAGUAUGAGAAGAAAUUGCGUGAACAGGAUGUAAGCACUGCUGAGAAUCAUUUGGAUGCGUGCCGAGUCCUGGUUGCCAAGUAUCUUCAGAAGGUCAAGGAAUCUGUAAUGAACAGGUUCUUGAUAGCCAAGCAUCACUAUAUUCUACCUGACUUGGUUGUUGAAGAGGCGAUCCCAAGUCUUGGAAUCUUAGGAAUGGACCUUUUUAAAUUGGCCGAGCCAAAACGCCCAUUGAAGCCAAGACGGAAAGAACGCAAGAAAGUUACUGCCCAAAACUUAUCCGAUGGUGACAUCAAGGUCCUGGUUAAUGUCAUUCGUGCCUAUGACAUUCCCGUUAGAAAACCUGUAUCCAGUAAACCCGCACAACCAUCUCGGUCCGCACGAUCAUUUAAUGAAAUGUUUACAGUAACAGCAUCACCCCAAGUCCAGUCGCAAACACCAGAAUGGACCAUUCACCAGGUCUUGGUUCGGCCAUUUGUAGAGGUGUCUUUUCAACGUACUGUGUGCCAAACGUCAACUGCAGAUGGACCAAAUCCAAAUUGGAACGAAGAACUGGAGCUACCUUUUAGAGCUCCUAAUGGUGAUUACAGCACCAGCAGUUUGCAGUCAGUGAACGAUGACGUCUUUAUCAAUGUCUUUGAUGAAGUAUCCUAUGAUAUUUUAGAGGAUGAUCGGACAAGAGGAAGUGGAAUCCAUACGCGAGUGGAAAGGCACUGGCUGGGAUCCAUACGGAUUCCAUUUACAACCAUUUAUUUUCAGUCAAGAAUUGAUGGGACUUUUCAGAUUGAGGCCCCCCCUGUUCUUCUGGGUUACAGUAAACAGCGGUCUAUGAGUGGUGACGGGGGCUAUGACGCAGUACGAAGUUUAGGCCAGGGUUCGUUUUUAUCACUGUUUAUCACCAUUGAACCUCAGCUAGUCCCAGGAGAAGCCGUGAGAGAAAAGUUUGAUAGCCGGGAAGAUGAAAAGUUGCUGCAGGCAGCAGAUAAAUUCCAAAGUGAAGCAGCUACGAAGUUUCCAAAGCGUCAGUGUUUGACCACGGUAACUGAUAUCGAUGGCACCAUGGUUUUUAUUACAAGAUACAUCAAGGCAUUGAAUCCUCCUUCGGAAUUAAUAGAUGGCAGCUCAAAUAAUACACAAGCAGCUAUGGAACUAGUGGCGCGUUAUGUUUCCCUAAUUCCUUUCCUACCUGAUAAUGUCUCGUUUGCUGGGGUCUGCAACCUAUGGUGUUCAUCAGAUCAAUUCCUCAGCCUGUUAGCUGGUGACGAGGAGGAGCAUGCUGUCCUGCUGUGUAAUUACUUCAUGGCCAUGGGCAAAAAGGCAUGGCUUAUAGUAGGGAAUGCCAUUCCAGAGGGACCCACAUCCUAUGUCCUGACCUUGGAACAGAGCCAGUAUAUUAUUUGGAAUCCCAGUAACGGGAAGUUUUAUGGCCAGUUCGACACGUUUUGUCCAUUGCAGAGUGUUGGUUGUUUGAUUAAUGCUGAAAAUGUUUGGUUUAACGUUCAACAGUACGAUACACCAAUGGGUAUCAGUUUUGACACAAGCAGACUUAAGCUAUGGAAGCCAUUCUUCUCUCGAAGUUAUCCGAACCCUGGGCUAGCCAGUGUACAGCCUGAUGAUUUAACAUAUGACCGUCCAGAUAAGACUGCUGCUGCAGAACUGCAGGACAGAAUUGAGAAGAUACUCAAAGAGAAAAUCAUGGAGUGGCGACCAAGACAUCCUACUCGGUGGAAUCGAUAUUGCACAUCUACGCUCCGCCACUUCUUACCACUGCUGGAGCAAAACCAGGGCAAGGAUGUAGAAGAAGACCAUAGAGUAGAACUGCAGAGACAGCUUGGAGAUUAUAGGUUUUCAGGUUUUCCUAUUCACAUGCCAUUUUCCGAGGUGACGCCACUAAUCGAAGCGGUGUACAGCACAGGAGUCCACAACAGUGAAAUACCAAACAUUGAGUUUGCCCUCGCGGUGUACGUCCACCCUUACCCGCACAGUGUUUAUUCAGUAUGGAUCUAUGUCGCUUCUCUUAUUCGUAACAGAUGAUGAAGAACUCAAACCAAGCCACAGAAAAG
Pelobates fuscus (common spadefoot toad) is the source of this 5230-nucleotide messenger RNA. RefSeq names its product coiled-coil and C2 domain containing 2A (gene CC2D2A). The record is from RefSeq and is a predicted model, not a curated record. The coding region runs from base 393 to 5201 and encodes 1602 amino acids. The transcript has 36 exons. NCBI's taxonomy places the organism in Eukaryota, Metazoa, Chordata, Amphibia, Anura, Pelobatidae. Gene Ontology annotation, cellular component: ciliary transition zone. Gene Ontology annotation, biological process: protein localization to ciliary transition zone; non-motile cilium assembly.